Messenger RNA from Anisakis simplex (herring worm), 537 nucleotides. The record is from the annotation of a GenBank genome assembly. NCBI's taxonomy places the organism in Eukaryota, Metazoa, Nematoda, Chromadorea, Rhabditida, Anisakidae.
CUCUUCACGUGCUUAGCGACUCGAGCUAUACACUUAGAACCAGUGUGCAAUUUAACGGCCGAACAAUUUUUACACGUCAUUAGACGGUUCAUCGCCAGACAUGGGUACCCCAACAGUGUGGUCCUGGAUAAUGCAACCAGUUUCCAGUUGGUCAAGACGGUCAUGAAUGAUGUGCAUGCCAGACCCAUCAUUUGGCGAUUCAUUACUCCCUUUGCACCAUGGCAAGGAGGGGUGUAUGAACGACUGGUCGGACUCACCAAAGCAGCCUUUCGCAAAGCCGUUGGACGAAAGUUUCUUGGUGAGGAAGAAUUCAAAACCUUGAUAUUGGAAUGUGAAGCCAUCGUAAACAGUAGACCACUUACCUAUGUGGAUUCUACGAUCGGAAAUUUUCUCAGACCAGUUGACUUCCUCAGACCUCAAGCAAUCGUAGCCGUGCCCGAACCUGUGUCAGAACGUGACAACGAUGACGCUUAUACGUCAGGAAAUCGCGAGAAAUUGAUGGAGAUCUGGAAAGCUACAGUACCGGCGAGAGCAUGA